AUGCCAACGAAAUUCCACCAGUCCCUCAAUGCUUACCUCUCUAAGAUAAAAAACCCUACUCCUUUUUCUUUAUCAUCUUCUAAAAAUUGGAUUUUAUCUGGCUGUAAAAACCCAAAGACCACAUCAUUUGUGGCUAAUAGUAGCAUAAACAUCGAGGAACACAUCAACAGAGAUGGUGCAGCAACCCUCUCCGACAUCGAUCGCUUUCUCUUUGAGAAUUUCAAGUCUCUCUAUAUUAAAAAUGACGAGGAAGAUCAUCAUCAAAAGAAGAAAUAUGAGGAAGGAAGACAAUUAAAAGAAGAAGAUGGAGACUAUGAUCAAGUUAAUCUUGGAGGAGUAUUACAUCACAAUCAUGAUGACUCAUCUUCUGAGUUUUACGACAUACCACCGGAUCUUUGUGGGUCUCAUAGAUUUUUCGUCGCCACCGGCUUUAACUCGCUUAUCGAAGAGACCCAAACUAAUCUGACUACCACGUUCGAGAAAGAGGAAAUAAGUUCAACCUUAACCAGUAACACUAUAAUUAACUCUGCAAGAAAUUCUUCUAAUGGUAGUAACAUAAAAAACAUAAAUGUUGCACUUCCUAACAAUUGCAUCGCAUUGAUAAAGUACUCUCAGGGCCCAAACAACGAUUUUCGGCAGCCUAUGCAGGAAAUAGUGGAAGCAAAAUUACAACAGAAGGAGAAGAUUGAUUGGGAUUUCGUGCAAGAUCUUUUAUUCUGUUACUUAGACUUAAAUGAGAAGAAGUCACAUAAAUUUAUAUUGAGUGCGUUUGUAGAUCUUGUUAUGAGUUUGCGUCAAUGUUCAAGUAAAGUUCCGACAAAGUCACGGAGGAAAAAACUGAUACAGAGCAGAGGAAAAGGCAACUGAGAAACGUUGCAUAGUCUUAUUUGUUGCCUCCGGUGAUAACUCAAGAGAAUAUAUGGAUUGGAUGUCAAAGUUGAAGUGAUAAUUGUCUUAAUCAAUUGUUUAAAUCUGCAAUUAAUUGCAGCUUAAUCAGAUGUUACAGUUAUAAAUU
This is a messenger RNA of Manihot esculenta (cassava), 1015 nucleotides long. RefSeq names its product transcription repressor OFP14. The transcript has a single exon. The record is from RefSeq and is a predicted model, not a curated record. NCBI's taxonomy places the organism in Eukaryota, Viridiplantae, Streptophyta, Magnoliopsida, Malpighiales, Euphorbiaceae. Gene Ontology annotation, biological process: negative regulation of DNA-templated transcription. The coding region runs from base 1 to 867 and encodes 288 amino acids.